AUGCCUUGCAAACUCUAUGGAUCUCCAAAAAGCUUUCGAAUGCAGAAAGUUUUAAUUGCUGCAAAAAUAGGUGGCAGAGAUGUCAGCAUAUGUGAUCAGAAACCUCCACAAGAUAAAUUUCCUCUUGGAGUGAUGCCUGCAAUGGAAGACAAAGACUUUAAAUUGUUUGGUGCUAAUGCAAUCAUGCUCUAUCUUGCAGGAGAAAAAAUGAAAGGCGCAAAUUGUUCUGAAGUACUGCAGUGGAUGCAGUGGUCAGAGAGCCAGUUACUAACAAAUGUGCUGGGAUAUGUAUUGCCUAGUGUUUCUGCUGCUCAAGUUAAUGAAGAGGUUUUACAAACUGCGAAGAAAGAAUUAUUUACACAACUGUCUUGCCUGAAUAAAUUGAUUCUGACGAAAACUUUUUUGGUUGGUGAAAGACUGUCACUUGCUGAUAUUUCAGUAGCUAUGGAUCUACUGCCUGCAUACCAGUUUGUUUUGGAUGAAGCAGCACGUUCGUCUUUAGUGAAUCUAAAUCGCUGGUUCAAAACUAUUAUCAAUCAACCACUUGUCAAGGACGUUCUUGGAGAAGUUGAAUUCGCUACAGAAGUAGCCAAAUUUGAUAGCGUGAAAUUUAAAGAAUUGUCUUCGAAAUUGAAGGGUAUGAAAGUGGACCAGAAAGAUGGAAAAAAUAAAGAAAAAAGUGAAAAUCAAAAGGAGCAGAGCAAAGAAGAUAAAAAAACAAAAACAAAGAAGACAGUGGAGGAACCAGAUGUUGCUGAUGAAGCAUUAAGUCAGGAACCAAAAUCUGUUGACCCUUUUGUUGGCAUGCCUGUGGGAUCAUUCGUGAUGGAUGCCUUUAAAAGAGUUUAUUCCAAUGAAGAUACUGCAACUAAAGCAAUACCAUAUUUUUGGGAGAACUUUGACUCUGCAAAUUAUUCAAUUUGGUUUGGUGAAUAUAAGUAUCCUGAAGAUUUGACGCUAACUUUUAUGAGUUGUAAUCUUAUUAGUGGAAUGUUUCAGCGAUUGGAAAAGCUCAAGAAAUAUGCUUUUGCCUCUGUAUGUUUGUUCGGGACGGAUAAUAAUUCAACAAUAUCGGGUGUUUGGAUUUGGAGAGGACAAGAUUUAGCUUUCACACUUUCGCCAGAUUGGCAGGUUGAUUAUGAAAGUUAUGAUUGGAAGAAAUUGGAUCCUGCUGACGAAAAGACUAAGAAAUUAGUUAAUGAAUACUUCAUGUGGGAAGGUGAAUUUGAUGGCAAAACAUUCAGUCAAGGAAAAAUAUUCAAAUGA
This is a messenger RNA of Thelazia callipaeda (thelaziosis nematode), 1266 nucleotides long. The record is from the annotation of a GenBank genome assembly. Lineage: Eukaryota; Metazoa; Nematoda; Chromadorea; Rhabditida; Thelaziidae.